Molecule: messenger RNA, 6146 nt
Organism: Oncorhynchus kisutch (coho salmon)
Lineage: Eukaryota; Metazoa; Chordata; Actinopteri; Salmoniformes; Salmonidae
Gene: trak1a
Product: trafficking protein, kinesin binding 1a
Exons: 18
Coding region: 1389-4163 (924 amino acids)
Biological process (GO): anterograde axonal transport of mitochondrion; protein targeting; neurogenesis
Cellular component (GO): cytoplasmic vesicle; mitochondrion; dendrite
Molecular function (GO): myosin binding; GABA receptor binding
Source: RefSeq, a predicted model, not a curated record
GGGUUUUCAAGAGCUACAGCACCCUCCAGCUGUGGGGAGAGUGAUGUCAUCAUGUUCGAUGCGUUCAAGUGGAAUGUGCCACCGGUAGCGAUCAGCGUGGAUUUUGGACACACUCACACCCGGCUUUCUCUUCAACUUCAUGAAAUCUACUUGAAUACGAUUCUGUGUUAUAGUACUGCACAAUUAUUAUUUUUUCGCAAUAACUUGGAGGCUUCUCUGACACAGUGUACGCUAAACGAACCAAGAAAAGGACACAGCAUGCUGCGUGCGCUACUUUUCUUUCAUCCAUAGGCUACAUUUGCUUCAGAAGUUUUCUCCCCAAAUACCAACAGUUCCAUGGACGAUAUUUGAGAAAAGCGGAUGGUCUCCAUUACGGAAUACAAUUGGCGACUGAAUGAAUUGAGGCCAAACACAGAAAGGAAACAGUUGAUUCCGCACUACGAACUGAAAUCAUUCGGAUUCUUUGUCGCUAUUCACGUGGUUCCGUCUACAGGAAGUGAUCUGGUCUGGUGGUGGUGUAGUCGGGUGUGGUGUGGUCCAGGGUGUAUAGCCGCUGCUGCUUCUCUCCCUCUACCUGACGCCCUCUGCCCACUGCUGCUUCUCUCCCUCCACCUGACCCCCCUCUGCCCGCUGCUGCUUCUCUCCCUCCACCUGACGCCCUCUGCCCGCUGCUGCUUCUCUCCCUCCACCUGACGCCCUCAGCCCGCUGCUGCUUCUCUCCCUCCACCUGACGCCCUCUGCCCGCUGCUGCUUCUCUCCCUCCACCUGACCCCCGCUGCUGCUUCUCUCCCUCCACCUGACGCCCUCUGCCCGCUGCUGCUUCUCUCCCUCCACCUGACCCCCUCUGCCCGCUGCUGCUUCUCUCCCUCCACCUGACCCCCUCUGCCCGCUGCUGCUUCUCUCCCUCUACCUGACGCCCUCUGCCCGCUGCUGCUUCUCUCCCUCCACCUGACCCCCUCUGCCCGCUGCUGCUUCUCUCCCUCCACCUGACCACAGCUUCGCACCACAACACCUCUGCCUCCAGCUCCGCCCCUCCCCACAGGGAACCCUCCAAUCCACAGCCAGACUACCCCAGCGUGCACGGCCCCCGCCAAGAGCAGUAUGUGAGUGAGUUCGCGCCCCCCGAUGACGUCACCACCGUCUACAGAGAUGCCGGGACCAUCACUGAUGUGUGUAACAGUACUGAUCUUCCAGAGGUGGAGAUCAUCAGUCUGCUGGAGGAGCAGCUGCCCCACUACAAGCUGAGAGCAGACACCAUCUACGGGUAUGACCACGACGACUGGCUCCACACCCCUCUCCUCUCCCCCGACACCAACCUGGACCUCACCGUGGAGCAGAUUGAGGAGACUCUGAAGUAUUUCCUUCUAUGUGCUGAAAGAGUGGGCCAGAUGACUAAGACAUACAGUGACAUAGAUGCUGUUACUCGUCUGCUUGAAGAGAAAGAACGGGACUUGGAGCUCGCCGCCCGCAUCGGCCAGUCACUGCUGAAGAAGAACAAAACCCUCAGUGAGAGAAAUGAAUUCCUGGAGGAGCAAGUGGAGCACAUUCGAGAGGAGGUUUCUCAGCUGCGCCAUGAUCUGUCUAUGAAAGAUGAGCUUCUCCAGUUCUACACUAGUGCAGCAGAGGAGAGUGAAGGAGAUUCGUCCACCUGUACCCCCAUCCGCCACAAUGACUCCACACUGUCGGUGCCAAGAUACUUCCCCCUGGACUCACUGCAGAAGAAACUCAAAGACCUGGAGGCAGAGAACAUCUCUCUCAGAUCAGAGGCCAGUCACCUGGAGACGGAGACAGAGGAGUACGAGGAGAAGGAGCAGCAGCUGGUCAACGACGUCGUCAAAGAGCUGAGAGAUGCCAACCACCAGAUGUCCACCCUGGCGGAGGAGCUGGCGAGGAAGACGGACGAUGGGUCUCGCCAGCAGGAGGAGAUCACACACCUCCUGUCCCAGAUCGUAGACCUGCAGAAGAAGUCCAAGUCUUAUGCAGUGGAAAACCAAGAGCUCACCCAGCAUCUAGGGGCUGCCAAAGAUGCCCAGCGCCAGCUCACUGCUGAGCUGAGGGAGUUGGAGGAUAAGUAUGCAGAGUGUAUGGAAAUGCUCCAUGAGGCCCAGGAAGAGCUGAAGAACCUCCGGAAUAAAUCACUACCUCUCAGUACACCCCGACGCUUCCACUCCCUGGGCCUGUUCCCUAUGGACUCUCUAGCUGCUGAGAUUGAGGGCACCAUGAGGAAGGGGCUGGCUAUGGAUGACCCGGAAGUGGAAGAGCAGAAGUUGCACCCCAAGCGUGUGUUUGAGACUGUGAAAAACAUUAACCUGAUGCGUCAGCGCUCCUCUCUGGCCCCGUCUCCCAUGAACAUCCCCGGCUCCAACCGGUCGUCCUGUCUGAACUCUGGCCGCUCCAGCUGCCUGUCCACGCCCCGCUCCAGCCUGUACGGAGGAGAUAUGGGGAGCAUCCUCAUAGACAACCACACCAACAGCUUCAUACUGGAGACGCCUGACCACAGUACGGAUGACUCCAACAAGAAACCAGGGACCCCUGGAACGCCGGGCUCUCAGGAUCUGGAAGCAGCCCUGCGACGUCUCUCCCUGCGGCGGGACAACUACCUGAGCGAGCGGCGGUUCUUCGAGGAGGAGAGGGAUCGGAAGCUCCAGGGGCUGGUGGAGAAGGGAGAGGUGUACAACGGCAGUAUGACCCCCACAGAGAGCAUCAUGUCCCUGGGAGGAACCCACUCCUCUUCCAUCUGGUCUGGGUACUCCUUCAGCUCCCGCUCCUACCUGCCGGAGAAGCUGCAGAUCGUCAAGCCACUGGAAGGCUCGGCCACCCUGCACCAGUGGCAGCAGCUGGCCCAGCCCAACCUGGGUGGGAUCCUGGACACGCGGCCUGGUGUGGUCACUAAGGGCUUCCGUCCUCUGGAACUAGACCUGGAGCACAUGUACCUGUUCACUGACUUUGAGGAGGAGGACUUUGAGGUAGUGGAGGAGUGUGACCUGUCUGUCUCAGGCUCUACCCCCGGCUGUAGUGGCAUCUCCAUCCUCAGCCGGCAGGGCCUCCGUACCCGCUCCUCCUCCUGCUCCUCCUCCUGCAGCGGCAGAUCCAUCAACAACAACCUUCCAGAGGGAGAAGCCAGGGAAGAGGGCGAGACAGGCCCAGGCAGCACAUCACUGUCGUCCCCUGCACCUCCAGACAGCGAGAACCAGGAGAACCAGGAUCAGGCUGCAGCCGCUGACGGGGUGCCCGCCCACUUCCCUGGUAAAUGCAUGUCCAACACCAGCUCCACCUAUACCUUCACCACCUGUCGGAUCAUGCACCCCUCAGACGAGCUGACCAGAGUCACCCCCAGCCUUAUGUCGGGCCCUACUGCCUCCUGCGUCAUGACCAGCAGCAGCAGCGUCAGAUCUACCCCCUGCUCAACCCCUUGCACCCCGCGCCGCCUCAGCCUGGCAGCCGAGUCCUUCACCAACCUGAGAGACUCCACCAAGACCAUGAGCACUAGUGGAGGUCUGGUGCGGCUCCUCCAGGAGCGAGGCAUCUCUGCAGCAGUCUACAACCCUCAGAGCUGGGACCGGGCAGACUGUAGCACCUCCAUCCCCACUGGGGGAGUAUCGUCGCUUCUACUGCCGCGGCCCCCCAACACCCUACCCUCCACGCCUCCCAACUCCCCAACCCACCGCUCCCUCUGUGCCAAACCCAGCAGCCCCGUGGGCCCCUUCGAACUCAGUCCCAGCGCCCCGCCCUAUGACAACUUCCUGGCAUCGAAGCCAGCCAGCUCAAUCCUGAAGGAGGUGAGGGCAGAGGCCCAGAGCAGUGAGUCAGCAGACAGUGAGUGUCAGACUGACGUCAGCGUCCACAAUCUGAAGCUGGUGGACAAGCUGAAGCGCUUCAGCGUGGCUGGGGCCGGCCCCUCUUUAUCAGGGGCCACGGGGCCCACCAUGCUGGGGCCCCUCAGUGGCCUCCACCGCCCUUCCCACUUCUGCCCUUCUGUGGUGACCAGUCCCAUAGGGGGCCUCGGCCCCGCUCUGAACGCAGGCAUCCGCCGUAACCGCAGCUACCCGGCCAUGGUAGGGGCCGGCAUGGCUAUGAAGGGCCCGGGGCCCCAAAGCCCCACAGACAUGCUCCUGGCUUCUUCCUCCAAGCUCCCCAGACAGACUAGUCUCAAUGAUGGGUGAAUGAAUGUUGACUUUUCUCUUCUGUCUGUCACCUGUCAGAUGAGUUGGAUGUAUAUAUAGCUUCUGUAUGAGUCCCCGGUCUGUGACAAAUCAACUCUGUGCCUGAAAGAGAUGCCCUUUUUACACUGCAUUUUGUAUCAAUGCGAAUUAUUUUGUCUUCCUUUCUUUCUCUAUUCUGUCUCGCUCUCUCUUCUCUCCUGUCCUCUUUCUCUAUUCUGACUCCCUCUCCUGUCCUCUUUCUCUAUUCUGACUCCCUCUCCUGUCCUCUCGCUCUAUUCUGUCUCUCUCUCCUGUCCUCUUUCUCUAUUCUGACUCUCUCUCUCCUCUCCUGUCCUCUUUCUCUAUUCUGACUCUCUCUCUCUCCUCUCCUGUCCUCUUUCUCUAUUCUGACUCUCUCUCUCUCUCUCUCUCCUAUCCUCUUUCUCUAUUCUGACUCUCUCUCUCUCUCUCUCUCCUGUCCUCUUUCUCUAUUCUGACUCUCUCUCCUUUCCUCCUCUCUUUCUCUGUCCUCUUUUCUCUCUGCUUACAAGCCUCAGUAAAUAGUACCAUGAUGUGUUAUUGUGUUAUUGUUGAUUGGCCCUGCAAAUCGGUAGGCUGAAGAUGAUGUACUGUAGCACCUGUUAUCUGUUUAGGAAAAGGAGCGCUUCCAAGCCCAGGUAAACUCAUAUUAAAAAUCUAUUUAUUUUAUUCCCAGGUCUAAACGUAUACUUGUAGAGAUAAAGCACUGUCUCUUCCUGUUAAUUAGCUAAUGAGUGGCAAGCAGUACCAACGAACACACCUUAAGUGGUAUUUAAGGGUAUUCAGUGACAUCAUGACAAUAUGCACAUAACUAAGACCUUUAUUGAGGAAAUGAAAUGUUGGAGGUACAGUAUUCAUACUACUAGCUAGCACAAUACUGGGCAACAACACAUGUUAUUCACCUCAAAGUUGAUCCAAAUAAAGAGUGGGAAGGAUCCACACUUGAAGCUAAGAGGGAUGCAUGGAUGUUUGCCGUGAAUGAAUAGGCUAUGGUUUGAAUUUGGAUACAUUGUAACAGACCAACAUGAUUUAUAGACAUUUGUGUGCAGUGCGAGUAUGUGAGCAUGUGUGUGUGUAUAAAGUUGUUGAAAGAUUUACCUAUAGGCCUAGAUAGUCUAAGAAAGGCUUGAGUCAUUUGGUUAAGGUGAUAAUCAGAUAUACAGGACAUUUCAACCAGGGCCCACUAACUGCUGUCUCCCAAUACAAAAGGUGUGUAGAAGAGUUCUCUGGGAGGUACGCUGUUGACUUUUAUGAGAGAAACAUUAUACAAGUUAGAUUUUUCUUCUGACUUUCAUCUUUCUGGUAACAAGCUUUGGUGACUGAACUGUUAGCUUUAAACUAAAGCCACUGUACUGUAAAUGAAGUUGUGGAGAGAUGGAGGGAAUACGUCCUAGUGCCUCAUACUUUACAUAGUUCCAUUGUUGUUGGACCUCCCUGGUAUGAGCAGACAACUGCUUUGUGUUCUGAGGUUAUCCUCCUCGUACGAGUUUGAACUUGAACUGCAGAGAAGUUGAGCUCUCAUUACAUCUUGGAUAGAUGCAGUAUAUGUGUUGAAAUAAAGAAGAAACGCCUAUUAUUUAUCAUUAACUUCUGACAAAAGUAGAGAUUCGUCCUUGCUGACAUUGUGUGUAACUUGAAUAGCCUUUGAAUGUAUUGAUUAACAGCAGAAAAUAUUAUGUCCACAUGUCUGUUGAUUUAAAUGAUGGUUUUACUGCAUUUCAACCACAAAGGGAAUUAUUAUUAUACUACUUGUACAUUGUAAAUGGUAUGUAUGCAAUGAAUUUAGCCAUGUUAACUAUUUUUUAAUAAACUAGAAUAUAUAUAUAUAUAUAUAUAAGGGACAAAAAUGUUGUUCAGGCCAUGAAGUGGUGAGAACACUGGUUUAAAAACAAGGGUUUUGUGUUCCAGAAUUUCAAGAGCACCAAUUUGCAAAAAAAGCUAUUAUCAAUAAAACAAUUGAUAUGA